CGUUGUGUCCCCUCACUGCGCAAGGGUUGGGGACGAAGCAACACACACGCCACAGCCUCCUACUCACCCCACGCCCACCACGCCUCUCUGGGGAAAACCGAGGCUAUGGGGCUGAGCCUCGGAACCAGCAGAGCGGGCGUGGCGCCCAGAGGCGAAGGCCAAGGGCCAGCAGCGGCCUCGCGGCGCGUCCACAUGUGGCGGGGCCGCGGGGUGGGGGGACCGGGGCCGAGGGGGAGGGUUUACAUCUCCGCGAAGUUCCCGGAUGGUCGCGGCCUCCGGCGCUGAGCGCUUUUCCUGCCCAGCGGCUCAGCCCUUCGGACCCGGGAGAAGUUUCCCGGAAAAAAAUGCCUGGUGCGCCGCGGGGACCUGGAGCCGCUCGGAGCCGCUGCGCGCAAAGGAGGAAGGAACAAACAACAAAUUAAUCAGACAGGAAGCGAAUAACCACAGAAGAACGUCUGCCUGUGACUCAGUAUGUCACAUUUAAUAAGAGGCCAGAGCUUGUCCAAAAUGGCUGUCCAAAAAUGACCCCGCAUUUGCGUUAGAAGAUGAUGCCUUUUUCAGGAAUGGUUUCCUCUCUGGGCUCGUAUCUCGCUUGCUCUCUGUCUGCCUGUGUCCCUGGUCAUGCCUUCCUACGGUAUCCUUUAACGAUUUAUCAGCAAGAUUGUUGAAAGCGUAACUGUCCAAGAUGCCUGUCCCUCCCCCGCCAGCGCCCCCGCCGCCCCCCACGUUUGCUCUGGCCAAUACAGAAAAACCUACCUUGAAUAAGUCAGAGCAGGCUGGGAGAAAUGCUCUUCUCUCUGACAUCAACAAAGGGAAGAAACUAAAGAAGACAGUUACCAAUGACAGAAGUGCACCAAUAUUGGACAAACCUAAAGGAGCUGGUGGUGGUGGUGGUGGUGGCUUUGGUGGAGGUGGCGGAUUUGGCGGAGGAGGUGGCAGUGGUGGUGGUGGUGGUGGUGGCGGUGGCGGCAGCAGCGGUGGCAGCUUUGGAGGUGGUGGACCACCCGGCUUGGGAGGACUGUUCCAGGCUUGAAUUCCGAAGCUGAGAUCCACAGCCAUCAGGGAUGGUGAUUCUGGAGGAAGCCGACCCCCGAUUUUGCCACCAGGAGGAAGAUCUAUAUCUGCCAAACCUUUCUCACCCUCAAGCGGCCUGGGGAGGUUCCCUGUGCCUUCCCCGGGCCACAGAAGUGGACCCCCAGAGCCUCAGAAGAACCGAAUGCCUCCCCCGAGGCCCGACGUGGGCUCAAAGCCUGAUAGCGUCCCCCCUCCAGUACCUAAUACGCCGAGACCCAUUCAAUCAAGUCUGCACAACCGGGGGUCCCCACCAGUGCCCGGGGUCCCCAGGCAGCCCAGCCCUGGGCCGAUCCCUCCCCCUUUUCCCGGAAACCGAGGUGCUGCUUUUGGAGGAGGCUCUAUCCGUCAGAGCCCCACAGGCUCCAACUCGCCCUUCUCCAACAGGCCUCCCCUGCCCCCUACCCCGAGCAGGGCCUUGGAUGACAAACCUCCUCCGCCACCUCCUCCAGUGGGCAACAGGGCCUCCAUCCACAGGGACGCGGUCCCACCGCCGCCCCCGCAGAACAGCAAGCCACCAGUGCCUUCCACCCCGCGGCCUUCCUCCUCGUCGCAGGCGCCACCUCCGCCACCACCACCCAGCAGGCCCGGCCCUCCCCCCAUGCCUCCUGGUUCCAGCGGCAGUGACGAAAUCCCAAGGCUCCCACAGCGGAAUCUGUCCCUCACGUCAUCAUCGGCACCUCCCUUACCUUCACCUGGACGUUCGGGUCCUCUUCCUCCCCCGCCCAGUGAGAGACCCCCUCCUCCAGUGAGGGACCCACCAGGCAGAUCAGGCCCUCUCCCACCGCCUCCUCCCAUAAGCAGAAAUGGCAGCACGUCUCGGGCCCUCCCUGCCACCCCGCAGUUACCAUCCAGGAGUGGAAUAGACACCCCCAGGAGUGGGCCCCGGCCUCCCCUUCCUCCCGACAGGCUUGGCACUGGGGCACCUCCCCCACCUCCACCAUCAACAUCAAUUAGAAACGGCUUCCAAGACUCCUCUUGUGAAGAUGAGUGGGAAAGCAGAUUCUACUUCCAUCCAAUUUCUGAUUUGCCACCUCCAGAGCCAUAUGUGCCAACGACCAAAAGUUAUCCCAGUAAACUGGCAAGAAAUGAAAGCCGGAGUGGAUCCAACCGAAGAGAAAGGGGUGCUCCACCCCUUCCUCCCAUCCCGAGGUGAUCCUUGCCUGCUCUUCUCCACCCAAGACCAAGAGAUACUUCUGUUGUUGUUGUCAAGAGUUGCACACCCUCCUCCCCUUGUCUUCCCUUGUCCCCUUCAUAUUGGCAGUAGGGAAGAAGGGAUGGUGAUGUGGGAAUAUGUGUGUGCAGGGUGGGAAUCCACUAGAGAAAUGCACCUAGCUUUUUAUAUUGUAUAUACUCUCAAAGUUAUUGCUUGCUUCAGCUUAUAGCCCACCAGUGUUUUCUGCUUGGGAGUCAGUUGGCUUUUAUGGCAAGUAGGCAGAGAUGAAUUGUGUCCCAGCUUUCAACCAACCAAAUUCAAACAUUCACUGCUUAUUUGCUACAGAUAAUAUUAGUCCCUGAAAGCUGCUUGCUUCCAUGCCUUUUUUGCAUGCUUGGCCUCCUGUCUGUUUCCAUGAACCACAGACCACCUACGAUAGUUGCUGAGCAAGGGCUCACAUGAAAUUUUUGUGGUUAUAGAUUACAGUCUUUGGCAGUCUGAAGUAGGCUCUAAGACACACUCUCCAAUAGAAACAUAACAUGAGCCAUAUAUACAACUUAAAUAUUUCUAGUAGCCACAUUAAUAUGUUUGUGUUUUACACUUAAAGCACAUCUCUAUUUGGAAUAGUCACAUUUGAAGGGCUCAAUAGCCACAUGUGGCUGGUGGCUACUAUAUUGGACAGUACAGGUAUAGAAGACAGAGGCAGGUGCAAAAACCUCUUGUUUAAAAAAAAAACAAAAAAUGCAAGAUGAGCUUUAGCAAUUCAAGAGGUAACACCAAGGUCAGAAAUUGAUCUAAUAGGGUUUACAGUCACGUGGAAUAAAGCCAUUGGAAAGAAACUGAAAGCCUGUCGUGGCUUCCGGGCCCAGAACCAGCUGGCUGGAGAUUAUCUGUUGGUUGACUCCUGCCUUGUGCAUCUGAGGCAGCUUCAUUUCUCUCCUGCCCAGCUUGCUCCUCAGGGCAGGGAGGCUCAUAGGCUCUGUAGUGGAGGGAAAGUCAGAGAAAGAUAGCAAAUCAGAAACGCUGAAGAAAGGAAGGACCAGAUUUGGGUUGAUGGGCAAAACUCUAAAAAUUUAACCCUGAUGCUUAUGAGGUUGAGAGGAAGAGAUUGCUACUGCAAUUGAGGGAAUUUGUUUUUUUAAUCUACCCAAGAGAAUCAUUCGCCUUGGAUCUAUGCAAAUAAAUCUACCGAAAAAAACCAUAGGGAAGAGCCAGCCUUGCCUUUUUUUGUAUAAUUGUGUUUACAGACUUUACUGGGACUUAAAUCUAGCUAUAGAGUUGGAUGAAAAAUAUUUCCAUUUAGAUGUUUUAUACAGUUGAUUAUUUUUUUAAAUUACCAUUACUUAUUUUUUAAAAGCACACGGCCACAUAUGUAUAUGUAUACCUACCUAAACUUUGUGUCAUGGCUUCAACGUAUUGUUCAUGUUUUACUGGGAGACGCUAACAAGAAAUCAAUCCAAAGAAAAUUUUGAAAGAAACAUUCCUAUUUAUAGAGUAAAUAAUCGUUUCAUUUAUAUAAAAGCAAAAGAACUUAGAGUUCUAAUAAAUGGGAUAUCUAAUAAAUUAUGCUGUUACCCAUUAGAAUGUAUUGCAUUUUUAUAACUUUCCUUGCCAAAGUCCUGGGCUUAGUACAUUAGAGAACUUGGGUUUUUUCCCCCUCUCCUCUACCAUUCAUUUGUCUUUCAGUCACUUAGGGCCCUUUAUCCAAAGAGAAUCAAGAAACAUAAAGGUAUAACAAGCUUGGCAAGGUAUUUUCCAAAAAAAAAUUUUAUCUGCAGCAUUUUGACAGUAUAACAACAACACUUUAUUUUGGAUCCUUUGACCAUAUAUCAAGUCGAUUAAAAUCCCUAUGAGAAAGCCUAAUGACAGACUUCAGAAAAGAGCCCUUCCUAGCAAAUACUGCAGAGAAAAGUCUGACCCCAAAAAAGCGGGUCCGAAUUUUGUGAGAGGAAGUAAGAAUGGCCAAUUUUCUUGUAGAUUCUAACUUUGCAGGUACCGUCCUAAAGUCUGAAACAGGGUCACAGCUCAAAGUUGCUAUUCACCCAGGACAGAGAUGUUUUAGAAUGUGUUUUUAAGUGACUGUUUCAUUAAUACACCUAUUAUACCCUUGCUUUGAAAGUUAGCAACCCAGUUGCAUACAAAACUUUGAAUAAGUUCUAUGCUAAGAUCUUCAACUAUGGCAGAUCACAAAAAUGAGUAUUUCCUUCCCUGAAAUCAGAGCUUACAUGUGUUUUUUUCCCAUAAAAUUUCCAGAUAAAUGUAUUCCAGAUGCAACACAGUAUUUUAACAUUCACAUAUCAUUUUAUAUUGAAAUGUAUUACAGUAUUAAAAUUCAGUGUUCAGUAUUUAUUUCGCUAUGCAUUUUAUUUAGUAAAAGCUGAGAAAAAUGUUUAAUCCAAUGGUGCCUUACUUUGUGAUUUGAAAGAAUUUGACUUUUUAUGUCUAAGUAGCAGAUUAUUUACAUAUUUGUAAAAACUGGUAGGCCUUUAUAUUUUAACUUGUAAUACCCAUUUUGUUAUCUUAGUAGCAGAAACGGGAUGAUUGUUAAAGUGCCCAAAAAAUUUUGGCAUGAAUUUAAUUUCUCCCUGUUUAUAGCCAGGGACUAUAAAGGAAGAAAAGUGUUUUUCAUUCCACUGCACUAUGUAAACAUGCACAUUUUGGUAUCAAUGUCACCAGGAUAGUUUAAAUGGUAGCAUAGGAACUAUCCAAGACAUCUGCGUCUUUGUAAUUUAGCCAGACAAUAAAUAAAAGCAGAAUGAUAUGAGUGUUAA
This is a messenger RNA of Pteropus alecto (black flying fox), 4998 nucleotides long. RefSeq names its product WAS/WASL interacting protein family member 1 (gene WIPF1). The record is from RefSeq and is a predicted model, not a curated record. Lineage: Eukaryota; Metazoa; Chordata; Mammalia; Chiroptera; Pteropodidae. The transcript is spliced from 9 exons. Gene Ontology annotation, molecular function: actin binding.